AUCAAAUUUGCAGUCACUCACAGUCGCACAGACCUUCUCCGUCGCUCUGUCCUCCGAGGUUCCGACGCCAACGCCUUCCGGCCUUCGCAGUUCGCUCCUGACGGCUGACUUGUGACUCCUCUGCCUCCGAAUCUCCGAGGCUCCGACGCGGCCUUCCGCAGGUUUUGCUGCAGUUAUGAAUUUGUUUGGUAAAUGAUUGCGGAUAGGGACGGAAACAAUGGCUUUGGCAACCCUUCAUUUGCAGCAUUCUUAUAAAACAAAUCCUUUUCAAUCUUCAUCGUCGAGCAGUGGGAACAAAUUGACACAUUCUGUGACAACGGUUCGUUAUGUUGGGAGGAAAGAUAAAUUUACCUCAUUGAGGUGCAGAUCCUUUUAUAGAUAUGUGGUUUGCAGUGGAGGAGCUCCUCUUUUCCUUAAACCAAAAGCCAAAGUAUUGAAGAUCUUGGCCUUCAAAAGUAGUAGCCAAAAUAACUCUGGGGGCAGUAGUGGAUCAAAGACCAAGAAGGAAUCUAUCAAGCUUUCUAUUGUAUCCCAAGGGAGUGAGGAAACGUCAGUGGAAUCUCCAAGGGCACAGAAUCUUCCCAUUUCUUAUACUUCUGAAACAGUUGACACCACCAGUGGCACUCUCGCUAUACAGAAAAUUUUCAAACACUGGUUGGCAAUACUUCGUACACCAUCCCCAGACCAGGCAAUCGGUGAAACUGUUGAAGGACCAUCUUCAACAGAAGCUGUUGAGCCACAAAACCUGGUGCAACAGAAAGAAAGAGGCAAUAUCCUACAGGCAGUUUGGAGUUAUUUUAUCGGUCUGGAUGCAACGAUAAAGAUAAAUUUAUUGAUCUUCGUACCCUUUUACCUGGCUGUUAAUUUAGUUUAUGGAGCUGAAGUUUCGAAGGAGUUGAUGCCAUUAUGGAUUCUUGGACCAUUUGUUGUUGCAUUGUAUAUUAAGAUGCUCCGAGGCAUUUGUGCACUUUACGUAUUCUGUUUCAAGCAGACAGUAAGAGUCGUCAAGAACUUCCCAACCUACUACAUGUUGGCUAAUGAAUAUAUUGUUCAAGGGAAGCUCAAGGAAGAAAUCAGGGCACGCUUUUUGCAGCCUGUGUUAGAUAUUAAGAACAUAGACUACAAAGAAGUAGCAAAGAGUAGGAUGGAGGAUUUGAAAGUCAUUUUGGCAGAGAAAUACCUGGAUCUCGCGGAAUCAAUAUGGCCCUAUUACUGCAGAGCAAUCCGGACUUUGAAGAGGGCCAACCUUAUCUAGACUCGACAAAAUUUUAGUGAUAUUUACGGUAAAGAGCUAGCUAUGGAUGCUGAGGGACAUCUUUCUGCUUAUUCACUUUUUCUUGGAGGGGAAGAGUUGAAACCCCAUUUUGACCUGGGGUAGUCAUUCCCUAAAGAGAACAGAAUACUAUUGCAACACAGCCAGACUUCCAGGUUUGGUUUUUUUUUUGUAACUUUCUGAAUUGCAGUUCAAGUUAGUUUGCAUUGGAUGUUCGUUCAUUCAUCACAUCCUGAUUAAACUUAGGCCUCGUAGGGAUGCUUCUUACUGUGUUUAACCAGUCAAAAUCUCUAACACUCCAUCUCUUCUUGUCACAUCGGUUUCUUAUUUUUGGAAGAUUUUUGUUGUCGUU
Ipomoea triloba (trilobed morning glory) is the source of this 1625-nucleotide messenger RNA. RefSeq lists its product as uncharacterized. Lineage: Eukaryota; Viridiplantae; Streptophyta; Magnoliopsida; Solanales; Convolvulaceae. The coding region runs from base 218 to 1255 and encodes 345 amino acids. The transcript is spliced from 5 exons. The record is from RefSeq and is a predicted model, not a curated record.